Messenger RNA from Photinus pyralis (common eastern firefly), 1517 nucleotides. It is a transcript of the gene OXA1L, whose product is annotated as mitochondrial inner membrane protein OXA1L. Gene Ontology annotation, molecular function: membrane insertase activity. The transcript has 8 exons. Gene Ontology annotation, cellular component: mitochondrial inner membrane. The coding region runs from base 106 to 1482 and encodes 458 amino acids. Lineage: Eukaryota; Metazoa; Arthropoda; Insecta; Coleoptera; Lampyridae. The record is from RefSeq and is a predicted model, not a curated record. Gene Ontology annotation, biological process: protein insertion into mitochondrial inner membrane from matrix; mitochondrial respiratory chain complex IV assembly.
UUUAAUUUUGUAGUAAAUUAACCACAAAAACAAAUCAUGUGUUUGACUUGUGAACAUAACCAAUAAUUUAUUAUUAGUUUAAAGUGGUUUAUUGCUAAAACAAAAAUGUUUAGAAAAAGUUUAAUAGGGCAUUAUAAAUUGUAUUACAAACAUUUACAGUCUCUCAAGAAUCGAGUAGUAGCUGACAGAAAUGUCGAGUUUGGACAUACUAAGUACUUAGAUGAGUUGAAGUUACAAGCGACAAGUAUCGUUAAUAGGCUAAAUGUGGUAAUUGCAUCAAACACCUGCACAUCACCAUCAGAGCAGCAGAGUUGCAAUAAACAAAAUAAAUAUCUGAAACUGAAACUUAGUAAAUCAAAGUUUCUUAAGUGUUUUUCACAGAAAAACAAUGCGUUCAUAUUCGGUACAGCUGGAUUAACUCUGGUUUCCGACGAUGCAAAACCAGCGCAGUAUGUCAUUGAACCAAUCCCCGAGCCUCCUCCGGUAUUAGAGAGUGAUGCAUUGGCAGAAGCGGCAUCGCAAUUGACCGCUUUAGGGGAACCGACAUUGGAAUCUUUAGGCUUAGGUGGAUGGUCACCAGUUGGCAUAAUACUGAAUUGUUUAGAAUUUUUGCAUGUCUCAAUGAAUUUACCAUGGUGGGGAGCUAUUGUUGUUGGUACCGUUAUCGCAAGGCUGCUAAUGUUUCCGUUAGUUAUAAUAACGCAAAGAAAUGCUGCCCGAAUGAACAACCAUCUUCCACAAAUGCAAGCAAUUCAAGUGAAGAUGACGGAAGCACGACAGUCCGGUAACCAAAUAGAGUCAGCUAGAUACGCGCAGGAAUUAAUGUUAUUCAUGAAGGAGAAGAAUUUAAACCCUUUAAAGAACAUGAUUGUUCCGAUGGCACAGAUGCCAAUUUUCGUAUCGUUCUUUGUCGGUUUAAGAAGAAUGGCCAAUCUACCUGUGGACAGUCUACGCGACGGCGGGAUCUACUGGUUCACAGAUUUAACAGUGCCAGAUCAAUUCUACGCCCUACCGAUUAUUACAAGCCUGACCUUAUGGACGACUAUUGAACUGGGUACAGACGCAGGCAGACUAUCGUCUCAAAAUUUGCAAACAAUGAAAUACGUUCUACGUGCAUUGCCAAUUAUAAUUUUUCCAUUUACGAUUAAUUUCCCGGGCGUUAUCUUGUGUUAUUGGGUGGCAAGUAAUUUUAUCUCUUUGGCGCAAGUGGGUUUUUUGCGAAUCCCCACGGUUCGCAGUUAUUUUAAAAUCGAAGCGCUUGUCAAACACAAUCCCCAAAAUUUACCGAUGAAAAGCAAGGGUUUUACUGAAGGUUUAAAAGAGAGUUGGACAAAUGCGAAAAUUACAAGACAGUUGGAAGAUCGACGGCAGUUCGACGAGCUGCAAUUUAAACGAGCCGGUAGAGGACCGAUCGAGAAAACUUACAAAUAUGAUCCAACGAAACAGACCAACCCGAAUGCAGUUAGCGCAAAGAAACGAUAAUCUGUAAUAUUUGUUUAAUAAAGUCUUAUGUACAA